Messenger RNA from Osmia bicornis bicornis, 784 nucleotides. RefSeq names its product mitochondrial import inner membrane translocase subunit Tim10 B. Lineage: Eukaryota; Metazoa; Arthropoda; Insecta; Hymenoptera; Megachilidae. The transcript is spliced from 3 exons. The record is from RefSeq and is a predicted model, not a curated record. Gene Ontology annotation, cellular component: mitochondrial intermembrane space chaperone complex. Bases 283 to 582 code for a protein of 99 amino acids.
UUAUUACCUACUUCUUACUACUUAUUUAUUGUAAAGAUUUUUGUUGUGUAAGCUAUUAUACUUAGCCUAUACAAUGCGUUUUUGUUCAUUUACUUAAUUUAUAAUAUAUAAAUUUUAUAAUAAAAUCAAACAAGAUAUAUCGUAAGUCGAUAUCGAAGAGUUGUAUAAUUACAAAUUUAAAGUUACGGUGGCAUACUAACCUCAACGAAAACAAAACCGGCAAAUAUUACAAUUUUGCAUAAGAAUUACAUAAAUUAAAAGAUUAAAGAAUAUUAUUUAAACAUGGAUGCCACAGUUAUUAGAAAUAUGAAGGAUUUUCAACUUUUGUAUAAUCAAAUAUCUGAGACAUGUUUUAAAACCUGUGUGAGUACACUUCUUUCAAGGGAUAUCUCUGCUGAAGAGGAUCAAUGUAUAGAGAGUUGUUCAGGAAAACAUAUUCAUGCUAAUCAUAAAAUAAUGGAAAUAUUUAUGGAAGUACAGCCUACUAUUUUACGCAAAAGUAUGGAAGAACUUCAAAAAUCUCAAGCAGAUUUAGAAACACAAACACAACAAGAACAGACCAUUGAAAAUACAACACAGUAAUCCUAUGUAAAUUAAUAGUAUCUUUUGUUACAUGUUUAAGGAAAAUAAUAUUUUUAUGUAAUAUAAUUUUAAAUAUUUUUAAAAAUAAAAUUGUAUGUCAUUAUAUAUGUAACUAUUACUGAUUGUUUUUAAUUGUUGUUUGUACCACUGUAUCAUAAAACAAUUGUAUAUUUUAAGGAACAAUAAAUUAAUUUUGUCAGUA